Molecule: messenger RNA, 624 nt
Organism: Gossypium arboreum
Lineage: Eukaryota; Viridiplantae; Streptophyta; Magnoliopsida; Malvales; Malvaceae
Exons: 1
Coding region: 1-624 (207 amino acids)
Source: RefSeq, a predicted model, not a curated record
AUGGGUAUUUUCAGAAAAAAAGGGUACGUGAGAAGUGAGAGCGAGCCCACCUUGUAUGUGAAAAAGGAAGGUAAUGAUUUCAUCAUAUUCUGUCUUUAUGUUGAUGAUAUCAUUUAUACUAGUUCUUCUACCUUUCUUGUGGAUAAGUUUAAAUCUCAAAUGAUGAAUGAAUUUGAGAUGUCGAAUAUGGGUCUACUGCAUUAUUUCCUUGGUCUUGAAGUUCAUCAGGCUGAAGAUGGUAUUUUUAUCUCACAAAGAAAAUAUACCAAUGACCUUCUUAGUAAGUUUGGCAUGCUUAAUUGCAAGUCUGCAACUACACCCAUGAAUAUCAAUGAGAAAUUGCAGCAAGAAGAUAAAGGAGAAAUGGAAAAUGCAAAAAGGUUUAGAAACUUGGUAGGUGGUUUAAUUUACUUGACGCACACCAGGCCCGAUAUUGCAUUCCCUGUUAGUGUUAUUUCCAGGUUUAUGCAACAACCUUCAACAGUUCAUUAUGGAGCAGCAAAAAGAGUCUUGCGUUAUAUUGCAGGAACUUUGGAGUAUGGCAUUUGGUACUCCAAAACUUCAAAUUUCAGAUUGUGUGGGUUCACAGACAGUGAUUGGGCAAGUUCGUUGGAUGAUAGAUGA